GACAGAGAGAGAAAGAGAGAGAGAGAGAGAGAAAGAAAGAAAGAGCAAGAAGAUGGCGAGUGAGCCUCCGGCCCGCAGCCUGGAUGACAUCGACCUCUCGGCUUUACGGGACCCCGCUGGUAUCUUUGAGUUGGUGGAAGUUGUGGGAAAUGGCACCUACGGACAAGUAUACAAGGGUCGACAUGUCAAAACAGGGCAGCUCGCAGCGAUCAAAGUCAUGGAUGUCACGGAGGAUGAAGAAGAAGAGAUCAAGCAGGAGAUUAACAUGCUGAAGAAGUACUCACACCACCGAAACAUAGCGACUUACUAUGGGGCCUUCAUCAAAAAGAGCCCUCCAGGACACGACGAUCAACUCUGGCUGGUGAUGGAGUUCUGCGGGGCUGGAUCUGUGACGGACCUGGUGAAGAACACUAAAGGAAAUGCUCUAAAAGAAGAGUGGAUUGCCUACAUCUGCCGGGAAAUCUUGAGGGGAUUGACACAUCUACACGCACACAAAGUCAUUCACAGAGACAUCAAGGGACAGAAUGUCUUACUGACGGAAAACGCUGAGGUGAAGCUAGUUGACUUUGGUGUGAGUGCUCAGCUGGACCGGACAGUGGGAAGAAGAAACACUUUCAUCGGGACCCCAUACUGGAUGGCACCCGAAGUAAUAGCGUGCGAUGAGAACCCAGACGCCACCUAUGACUACAGGAGUGACAUUUGGUCUUUGGGAAUCACAGCCAUUGAAAUGGCAGAGGGUGCACCACCUCUGUGUGAUAUGCAUCCAAUGCGGGCCUUGUUUCUUAUCCCAAGAAACCCCCCUCCCAGGUUAAAAUCUAAGAAAUGGUCGCGGAGGUUCAUAGAGUUUAUCGAGAACUGUCUGAUCAAAAACUACACCCAAAGACCCUCGACCGAGCAGCUCCUGAAGCACAGCUUCAUUCGCGACCAGCCCACAGAGCGGCAGGUCCGCAUCCAGCUCAAGGACCACAUCGACAGGACUCGCAAGAAGCGGGGGGAGAAAGACGAGACGGAGUACGAGUACAGCGGCAGCGAGGAAGAGGAGGACAAUGUGCACGAGGAGGGUGAACCCAGCUCGAUUGUAAACCUGCCGGGCGAGUCCACGCUCCGACGGGAUUUCCUACGGCUGCAGCAGGAGAACAAGGAGCGCUCGGAGGCGGUCAGGCGCCAGCAGCAGCUGGUCCUGCCUCGCCGCGACCCAGAGGAGCACAAGCGCCAACUGCUCUCCGAGCGGCAGAAGCGCAUCGAGGAACAGAAGCAGCAGCGACGCCGGCUGGAGGAGCAACAACGUCGGGAGAGGGAGGUUCGGAAGCAGCAGGAGAAGGAACAUCAGCGUCAACUGGACGAGAUGCAGCAGAUCCGGAGAGAGGAGGAGAGGCGACAGGCAGAGAGGGAACAGGAGUACAUCAGGCACCAGUUAGAGGAGGAACAGAGGCAGUUAGAGAUACUUCAACAGCAGCUACUGCAAGAACAGGCUUUGCUUCUGGAGUACAAGCGCAAGCAACUGGAGGAACAGAGACAAUCGGAGAGACUUCAAAGGCAGCUUCAGCAGGAACACGCUUUCCUCAUGUCCCUGCAGCAGCAGCAGCUGCAGAAACAACAACAACAACAGCAGCAGCAGCAGCAACAACAACAACAACAACAACCGCCUCAAGAGAAGAAACAGCUGUAUUACUACAAUAAAAACGUCAAUCCAAGCGACAAGCCGGCCUGGGCAAAGGAGGUAGAGGAACGCUCCAAGAUGAACAGGCAGAACUCGCCGGGAGCCAAGCCAAAGAUGGGCACCACCAUCUCCGACCCUGCACUACAGUCCCGCACGGAACCACCGGUGUCCGCCCUGGGCCCUCAGGCUUCCCAGACGCCCCCCAUGCACCGCCCCGUGGAACCUCAGGGAGCACAGUCCAAGUUCCAAGUUGCCCAUCGUGUUGCCCUGAAGCCGUCCUCGGCCGCAGUCCCACGGUCCCAGUCCAUGCAGGACCACCCCGGCAAGAGCGUGAGCCCGAUCGCCUUCCCGAGCCAGGACCCCGAGCCGGCCCGGCCAGCCCGCGGCCAGCUGCUGCGUCAGAACUCAGACCCCACCUCUGAGACCCCUGCCGGACCUCCUCCACCCCUUUCCGAGACCGCCCGAAGCCAACUGGGGCCGUGGGUGAAGAUUGGCGAUGAGGCGCCCCCCAAGGUUCCUCAGAGAACAACAUCCAUAGCAACAGCACUGAACAGCACCAGCGCCCUGGGUAUCCGACCAGGGCUAGCACCUCGGGCAAGUGCCUUGUGUGCUUGGGUUUACAGCAACCCAGACCUGCGCAGGAUCGAGCCCGGAUGGGAACGGGCGGAGAGUCUGCCCCAAAUCGGCCCAGGCCCCUAUCACAUCCACCAGACCGGCUCGAUGGAACGCAACAGAAUCGCAACUUCCUUCCAGCCCGAGGGAUCACCCGUUCCCUCCCAGGAGACAAACCGAGGGAAACCAGAGGAGAUCCGAACAACCUCUAGACCAAGCAGACCUGCAAGCUAUAAGAGAGCGAUAGGCGAGGACCUUUUGAACCCGGGGAAGGAACCUCGACCUGAGGAGCUGCCCAAACCGCCGGUCAAGGUGAUGGACUACUCCUCGUCCAGCGAGGAGUCGGGCAGCAGCGAUGAGGAGGACGAGGAAGGGGACAACGACCGUCAGGACGAGAAUCUGUCCAGCUCCGACGGCUCGCGAUCCGGACCAAAUCAGAGCAAAGACGGAGACACCGACAGCAUCAACACCAUGGUGGUUCACGAAGGUGAGGACUCUCCAGAGGCGGAAACGACCGGAAGCUCGUACGACGAUGGCACUAUGAUCGUCCAGAGGACGCCAGAGGAGAAGCGAGGGCUCCACCACCCGGAGAGUAACGGCUUUGCCAGCCACGUGAACCUGCCCGACCUGGUGCGACAGAACCAUUCCCCCACCGACCACAAAGGCUCCAACUCGCAGCUGGACAACGGCAGCGAGUUUCAGUCCCGAGGUCUUGUGAAGUCACCUGGUAAAUCCUCCUUCACCACCUUCGUGGACCUGGGCAUGUACCAGAUGGGUGCUUCGGGCGAGACCUUGCAAAUCAGCGGCUUGAGUCUCAACGAUGUGAGCCGGCUGAGCCAGCUCAAGUACGACGACAGGAAGGGCUCGGUGGUCAACGUGAACCCGACCAACACCAGGCCACACAGCGACACACCCGAGAUCCGCAAGUACAAGAAGCGAUUCAACUCCGAGAUACUCUGCGCCGCUCUGUGGGGUGUGAACUUGCUGGUGGGUACUGAGAAUGGCCUGAUGUUGCUGGACAGGAGCGGGCAGGGCAAGGUCUACAGCCUCAUCAGCCGACGCCGAUUCCAACAGAUGGACGUCCUCGAAGGGUUGAACCUCCUCAUCACCAUAUCAGGAAAGAGAAAUAAGUUACGUGUCUAUUACUUGUCUUGGUUGCGGAACAAGAUAUUGCACAAUGACCCUGAGGUGGAGAAGAAGCAGGGAUGGACUACAGUGGGGGACAUGGAGGGCUGUGUGCACUACAAAGUGGUCAAGUACGAACGGAUUAAGUUUCUAGUGAUUGCUCUGAAGAACUCUGUAGAAGUUUACGCCUGGGCACCGAAGCCUUACCACAAGUUCAUGGCUUUCAAGUCUUUCUCAGAUCUGCCUCACAGGCCAACACUCGUCGACCUGACGGUGGAAGAGGGCCAAAGGUUAAAGGUGAUAUACGGCUCGAGCGCUGGCUUCCACGCGGUCGACGUGGAUUCCGGGAACCCGUACGACAUAUACAUCCCAGUGCACAUCCAGAACCACAUUGUGCCUCACGCCAUUGUGAUCCUCCCCAACACGGCGGGGAUGGAGAUGCUCCUGUGCUACGAGGACGAAGGUGUGUACGUCAACACUUACGGACGCAUCACCAAGGACGUCGUCCUGCAGUGGGGAGAGAUGCCAACUUCCGUGGCGUACAUCUGCUCGAACCAGAUCAUGGGUUGGGGAGAGAAAGCAAUCGAGAUCCGAUCCGUGGAAACUGGUCACCUCGACGGUGUCUUCAUGCACAAGCGAGCGCAGCGGCUAAAGUUCCUGUGUGAGAGGAACGAUAAGGUAUUUUUCGCUUCAGUUCGGUCGGGAGGAAGCAGCCAAGUUUACUUCAUGACGUUAAAUAGAAACACAAUCAUGAACUGGUAAUUAAUAAAAAAAAAAUUCAUUAAAACUAAACCAAGGCACAGGAGGGCUGGGUUUUGUGUAAAUAACGAGCUAUUUGUUGACAGGCUGUCUUAAAAUGCCUUCUCUGGAAGAUGUGGUGAAUUUAGUGCCUGAAACACACCUAUUUCCCCCCCCCC
Molecule: messenger RNA, 4314 nt
Organism: Callorhinchus milii (elephant shark)
Lineage: Eukaryota; Metazoa; Chordata; Chondrichthyes; Chimaeriformes; Callorhinchidae
Product: misshapen-like kinase 1
Exons: 33
Coding region: 53-4159 (1368 amino acids)
Biological process (GO): protein phosphorylation
Molecular function (GO): protein kinase activity; ATP binding
Source: RefSeq, a predicted model, not a curated record